AUGCUCAUAUUUAUUUUCAAGGCAUACAGUUUACUAGAGUACAAUUGUGGUACAAUUCCUGACAACGCACAUAGAGUAGUUCUUGGAACUGUUACCGUUGGAAAUCCACUUUUCUGGCUUGAGGGUAAAACAGACUUCAGUGCGCCCCAAGGAGGGACAAUCUCAGUGAGAGGCUGCUACAAAUAUUGUCGUAAAGACAUCUACUGCCCCACAUGCAUUCGGCAAGUAUACUUCCACGCAAGAGCUGGUUCGAGCAAGUGUGCUGGGCAUAUUCGUGCUGAACGUGAUCUUGACUGCAAAGCGCACUGUGCCACAAGAGAUGUGAAGGUUCCGAGUGUUCCUGGGAAAUACCAUGUCAGGAUCUAUGAGCUUUUGGAGUAUAAAUGUCGCGAAAACAACUUUGAUGGUGGCGUUCCUGUUGGGACUGUUCAUGUCUCAGACAUCGAUGAAUGUAAGGCGGGAAAUCCUUGUAAGAAUGGCGGAACAUGCGUCAAUACUAUCGGAUCCUACAAAUGCCUUUGUCCCAAGGAAUUCACUGGUAAAUUCUGCGCGGAUGAUGUAAAUGAGUGCAGCAGUAAGCCCUGUAAGAAUGGAGGAAGUUGUCAAAAUAAGAUUGGUGGAUACAGUUGCAGCUGUACAUCAGGGUGGGCCGGAACGAACUGUGACCAAGAUAUAAACGAAUGUUUGAAAGAUCCCUGCAAGAAUGGAGGCACCUGUAACAACAACGAUGGAGGAUACAGCUGCUCCUGCUUCAACGGCUGGACAGGAAAGAAUUGUGACCAAGAUAUUGAUGAGUGUUCACUUGCAAGUGGAAAUCCGUGUAAGAACAAUGGAAAAUGUUUCAAUCUGUUAGGAUCAUACAAGUGCACAUGCGCUUCAGGUUUUACCGGCAAACAUUGCGAAAAUGAUUUGGAUGAAUGCCUUAGCAAUCCUUGUAAGAACGGAGGAGCUUGUACAAACAAACCUGGAGGAUACCGUUGUAGCUGUGUAACUGGGUGGAAAGGGGAACAUUGCGAUGAAGACGUCAACGAGUGUGACAAAAAUCCGUGUCAAAAUGGCGGACAAUGUACAAAUCAGAUCGGUUCACAUGUAUGUAACUGUCCGAAAGGGUGGACUGGGAAGAACUGCGAAGUAGAUCUCGAUGAAUGUUUAGACGGCCCCUGUAAAAACGGUGGCUCGUGCGUCAAUAAGGACGGGGGAUUCAACUGUAUGUGCGCUGCUGGGUGGGGUGGAGAUUUCUGCGACCAAGUCUCCGUAGAUAUAAAUGAAUGCGACAACAAUCCUUGUCAAAACGGAGGAACCUGUGAGAACAAGGAUGGAAGUUACAAGUGUAAAUGCGAUAAUGGAUAUGGAGGAGAAAAUUGCGAGGAAGUGCUUGACUUAUGUAAAAAAAAUCCUUGUAAGAAUGGAGGAACGUGCAAAAGCGACCAAGGAGGAUAUACAUGCAGCUGUGUCCCACAAUGGACUGGAAAAGAUUGCGAGCAAGAUGUGAAUGAAUGUAAUAACAACCCAUGUCGAAACGGAGCCAGUUGUAUCAACUCACAUGGGGGAUACACUUGUCAAUGCGCCGCUGGAUGGACAGGAGCCAAAUGUGAUCAAGACAUUAAUGAAUGCAUGAACAACCCCUGCCAAAAUGAUGGAGUUUGCACCAACACCCAAGGAGAUUUCACCUGUCAGUGUACAAACCAGUGGACCGGAAAAGCAUGCGACAAGGAUGUGAACGAAUGCGAACUUUUCCCGUGUCAAAAUGGAGGUACCUGUCGCAAUUCAAAUGGCGGGUACGUUUGUGAAUGCAUGCCUGGAUGGGAAGGGAAAGAUUGUGAAAAUGCCCAAUCCAUGCCAACACCCGCCAUCAGGAACUCUUAUGAACCUGUGGGCUGUUUCAAUGAUAAAGGAGUGGCGCCGCGCCCCUUACCCGAAUUUCUUGGGAGCUUCCGCAAAGAAAUAAAUUGGAAACACGUGGAGCUUACAGUCGACAAGUGCGCAAAACUGGCGCAGAAAAAAGGGUACGCAUAUUUUUCUGUCCAGUAUUAUGCGGAGUGCUGGUCAGGUCCUGAGGCUGGAGAUACUUACGCUAGAGAGGGAAAAGCUACCAACUGCCUUAAUGACGCUGUGGGAACAUCGUUCACUAAUUAUGUUUACCGCUUUGUAAACUAA
This is a messenger RNA of Pocillopora damicornis (cauliflower coral), 2157 nucleotides long. RefSeq lists its product as uncharacterized. The record is from RefSeq and is a predicted model, not a curated record. Lineage: Eukaryota; Metazoa; Cnidaria; Anthozoa; Scleractinia; Pocilloporidae. Gene Ontology annotation, molecular function: calcium ion binding.